AUGGAAGAGAUUCAAUCGGAUGAGGAUGCAACACAACAUUACGGGGAAGUUUUUAUUAUUGAAAAAGAUUUCGGCCAGAAGGUCAAUCAGGAUGUCGAAAGCCGACAUGGCUUUGCGGCGCAGGCGAGCCGGCGGAAAUUAAUGGCACAAGCUCGCAACUGGCUCCUUAGCGCAGCUCUUCGGCCUUAUCAUUCUUGGGUCUAUUGGCGUGACGUGGAUGUACAAACAGCGCCGUUCACAAUAUUGGAGGAUCUGAUGAGACACAACAAGGACGUAAUUGUGCCAAAUGUUUGGCGGCCGCUCCCUGAUUGGCUUGGGGAGAACAACCAUACGAUUUGA
Parascedosporium putredinis is the source of this 339-nucleotide messenger RNA. Lineage: Eukaryota; Fungi; Ascomycota; Sordariomycetes; Microascales; Microascaceae. The record is from the annotation of a GenBank genome assembly.